AUGAAUACAAGUUACAUGUCUAAUUCGUCACCCAAUGCGAUUCCGAGAAAUAAAUAUCUCGAUUCCUUAAUGGAUUUUUCAACGCCAAUGAGUGGCACAUCGAAACAUCCUUUCGAUCUCAGUGAGAGUUCAACAGUGAUAGAAAUGAACGGCAAGCAUCAGCAGGAGACCAUUGUCGAUCAACUUCAACAAAAAUUUCGAGAACAUCAAAUGAAUUUCCGUCAGACGCAAACUUAUCUUCAUUCCUUGGAUGAACACUUACGUGAAUUGGCCACCAUUCUCAAUCAAUUACAACAAUCCUUCGAUUACCAUUCGUUACUCAAACCAACUGCUGAACAAUUAGAAACUCGACUGUUACAAAUGUCGACGAAACGCGAACAGAUUCGCUUGAUGGCAAAGAAUCUGUAUCAGUCACCAACCAUUUCUCAAACAUUGAACGAUAUCAUUCAACAAAUUUCACCUUCGUCAUCAAAAUUGCCAUCAUCGAUGACGGAUUAUUACAGUGAAUUGAUCAAUGCUGUACGAUUGAGUAUGAAUCAAAAGAAUAAUCUUAUCGAACGCUUUCAUCAUGAACAAAUCCAUCGAAAACAUCGAACGAAUGAUCACCAUUUGAAAGUUCAACAACGUCAAGAAAUACUUUUGCGAUUAAUCGAAAAACUUCAUGAGCAACACAAACAGAAUGAAAAGUCCAUUGAAAUAAUUUCAAUCGACAAACCACAAUUCGAUCAUCAUAACGAACAAUUAACAGAACUGAAUAAACUCAUCGAUGAAUAUCAAAUCCUUCAAGAUGAAAAUCGUUUGUUGAAGUCUCGAGCGAAAGAAAAUAUUAAAGCACUUUAUACAGUUAUCAAUCAGGCAGUAGAAUAG
Messenger RNA from Adineta ricciae, 867 nucleotides. NCBI's taxonomy places the organism in Eukaryota, Metazoa, Rotifera, Eurotatoria, Adinetida, Adinetidae. The record is from the annotation of a GenBank genome assembly.